CUCGGCGGCUCUCGGCGGCUCUCGGCGGCUCUCGGUGCGUCAUCCUGACCUCGAUCGGCACCAAGUCCAAGAUCGCCUCGGUCGGAAGGAUAUCACCCGAUCUUCAUCACCACGAUCGCCAUCAAGAUCAACAUCGGCAGCGACAUAGUCGUCAGCAUCGACAUCGGCAUCGGCAUCGACACUGCCAUCGCAUUGCCAGCCAGAGAUCAUGUCCGCAUCCCGCCAAGACCCACUCGAAGAGCUGCAAGGCUCGCUGCAGUCGCUUGCCCUUGCCCAGUCACCAGCAUCCUCUCCCACAGCGUCCCCGUCUUCCAAAAGGAAGGACACCAAGACCGCCAAGAAAGGCCCCAAGAAGGGUCCCAACCCGCUCAAGGCCAAGCUGCUGGCUCGCGACGCCCAGGUCCCUGCCGAGUUCCGGCCGCCGGCCGUUACCCUCCACCAAAAUGUCCUCAUCCUGAUCUUUGCCGAUCUCGAUUCCCUCGAAUCAUCGCUGCUGCGGCCACAUGUGGCAUACGAGGGCUCCCAGCUCAAGGGAAAGCUCAAGGGCGUCAACUUUCCAACGGAACACCUGGCCCUCUGGCUAUCAUCUCUAUCCCAGUCUCAGUCUCAGCCAUCCCAGCCGCAAUCUCAGCUGCCGGAGUCGCAACCUCAGCUGUCAGAGUCGCAACCUCUGUCGUCAUUCCCGCCGCCAUCACACGACGAUCAGUCAUCACAGCGAGCACCACAAUCAACAGACCCUGCUGCUGAUGCCGGCGAUUCCCCUGAUCUCGGGCAAAGCCCUGCUCCCUUCUCUGCUGCCGAGUCGUGGAUCCUGCAAAAGGUUGCCGAGCUGCAGCAGGCCGAUACUGCUGCCCCGGACCAAAUACCGCACUAUCUAAUUGCAUCCCUGCGUGGAGAUACCUCGACCAUCCUGCACGAGUGGGCCCAUGCUCAGUACUUUUUGAACGCUCACUACCGCCAGGAAGCCGAGCGAAUCUGGGCCGACCUCGACGGCGACCUGCAGACGGCCGUUCGGAAGGAGCUUGCUCUGCGCAACUACAGCGACAGGGUCACCGUCGAUGAGUUCCAAGCAUACAUUGUCGAGACGCCCUCCGAGUUCGGCAAGAAGUUUGCCAGUCGUCUCUCACUUGCACAUAGAGCUCUCAAGGGCUUGCUUCCGCCGGCGCCUGCUCAAAUCAGUCAACCAUAGACCCAGUAGAUGAAGGUGAGGGAUGGUGCCAUCGGUGUCGGGUAGAUUUGCACGAGAACACCCGCAUUUCGAUGCACCGCCCUCUUGCCACUUGCAUAUUUUUUUACAAUCAUACAACCAUGCGUCGCCCGUUACAGUGCGGGUACGAGAGGAUGGUCAACACGAGCAAGUCGGUGGAGCAAAAUGCGGCCCCGUUCAUUUCCAACUUCGUACAUUCAAUCCAGAAACGGGAUAGUCACUUGCUGGCAUCAGCGACACAAGUCUGCCGAAUUUGUAUUGCCCCCAGUGAGCAAGCCAUGCGAUUGCUUCUGGUCCUGGCUGGCAAUCUCUUUGUGUGGUGCAUUCACUCGACUCUCCGGACGACUCCAUGGUGUAUCAAUAUCAAGAUACUCGGCCUUCUCCA
Messenger RNA from Polychytrium aggregatum, 1592 nucleotides. RefSeq lists its product as uncharacterized. The transcript has a single exon. Lineage: Eukaryota; Fungi; Chytridiomycota; Chytridiomycetes; Polychytriales. The record is from RefSeq and is a predicted model, not a curated record. The coding region runs from base 209 to 1189 and encodes 326 amino acids.